CCUGCACACACACACGCACACACAAACCACACCUCUCAGAUCAUUGGUCACUCACACUGCAGCCCCGCCUCCACUCUGACCCUUUUAUAAAGACAAACCAAGCUGAAGGAGCUGAAGUUACACAGACUGGCCCUUUAAACACACUGAUCUCUUCUGCAGACAGUUUCCACUUUGUAACCAGAUGACUUUGACGGGAAACUUUUAAGAGACAUCCUUCCUUUUUUUCAGUUUUUACUGUAUUUUAAAGUCUUUUAAAUUUGACAAAUAGAAGACACUUUGUGGAGACUUUUUCAGUCAUCUGAGAAUUUUUCAGGGGACUUUUCCUGCUCUUCUUCUUCUUCUUGUCACUCUGAGAGAAUUCUCUGCAGAGGCCGAUGGAUCUGUCCGACCUUCCCUUCCCUCUCUCCACCGCUGAUGACCUCUACGAUGACCCCUGCUUCAGCACCAGUGACAUGAACUUUUUCGACGACCUUGACUCAAGGCUGAUGCACGCCGGCCUGCUGAAGUCAGAGGACCAGCUUCAUCACCAUCAUCACCACCAUGUCCCCAUCGCAGAGGAGGACGAGCACGUGCGUGCUCCCGGGGGCCUCCACCAGGCAGGGCACUGCCUGCUUUGGGCCUGCAAGGCCUGCAAGAGGAAAACGUCACACGAAGACCGGAGGAAAGCAGCAACGAUGCGGGAAAGGCGGCGGCUCGGUAAGGUCAACGACGCAUUUGAGACGCUGAAGCGCUGCACAGCUUCCAAUCCAAACCAGCGGCUGCCCAAAGUGGAGAUCCUCCGCAACGCCAUCAGCUACAUUGAGUCCCUGCAGGCACUGCUGAGGACCAGCCGAGACGACAGCUUCUACCCCCCACUGGAGCACUACAGUGGAGAUUCUGACGCCUCCAGCCCCCGAUCCAACUGCUCCGAUGGCAUGAUGGAUUUCAUCUCUCCGUGUUCGACCAGAAGUGAGAACAGUGAUGGUUCCUACUGCAGCCACAAAGACGAUUCCAGCAGCAGUAAACCUUCCCUCAUUUCCAGUUUGGACUGUUUGUCCAGCAUUGUACAGCGGAUCAGCACAGAUCCAGCUGUGGCCCCUCCGGGUGACAGUGUAGUCCCCCAGGGCCCCGGAUCACCUCAGAACAGCCCUACAGGCUCCAGUCCCCCUGCUGAACCCAACAGCAUCUAUGAGCCGCUCUGAACCUGACUGAGCCAAGGACUCAUAUUCCACAAAAAACCCAAAAACCGACAUAAUUUUCCCUGAAGUUUGAGUCAAGUUUCUUCAGUUUUCAGCCUCCUGAACAAACUGAAGACGGCUGCUGUGUUCCAUAAUCUCAGCAGAAAAACAAGACAUUUUCCUGACAGGUUUCUGCUGCAGAUGAUAACUGAGGACCAUUUUGUACCGUGUGAAUAAUAGCUGUUUGUUCAUAGUACGCACACAAAAAGACUCUCUCUCUCACACACAAACACACACACACACACACAAGGGAUGCUGGUAUUGUUGUGUCACAUGUUUCUAUAUAUUAUUUAAGA
This is a messenger RNA of Plectropomus leopardus (leopard coralgrouper), 1513 nucleotides long. Its product is annotated as myoblast determination protein 1 homolog. NCBI's taxonomy places the organism in Eukaryota, Metazoa, Chordata, Actinopteri, Perciformes, Serranidae. The record is from RefSeq and is a predicted model, not a curated record. Gene Ontology annotation, biological process: positive regulation of skeletal muscle fiber development; regulation of transcription by RNA polymerase II; muscle organ development. Gene Ontology annotation, molecular function: RNA polymerase II cis-regulatory region sequence-specific DNA binding; DNA-binding transcription factor activity, RNA polymerase II-specific; protein dimerization activity.